CGCAGCGCCCGAUCCCGGCCCGCGGCGGCGGACGCGGCCUCCCGGCCCCAUGGAGGGGGACAAGAAAAGAACCAAAGAAGAUACUUGGAAAGCAGAAGAACUUAGGAAACAUCUAAAGGCAUCACUACCAGAACAAAAUGAAGACCAAAAACACAGAGAGAAGAAACUGCAGAGAGAGAGGACUGUUUAUGACAUAGACCCUAACAGACGUGAACUCAGAGGCAGAGAGAAGAGCAAGGAAAGAACAAGAGAGAGAGAAAGAUUUAAAUCCAGUGAAAGGAACAGGGACAAACGGAGAGAAAGGGAACAGGAACACCAGAGAGAAGACCGAGGGAGACACAAAGAUAAGGUUCAAGAGUCAUAUUUGGAGGAGAGACAUGGUAUACUGAAACAUAAAGACAGAGAGACUGAUAGAGAACGAGACAAAAAGCACAAGACAUAUGAAAUAAAGCAAACAGAUCCACAAAAUUACCUGAAAUCAUUUGAAGGAAGAGAUACAGAACAUCACAGAAGAAGAGAAAUCAGGCAUCGUUUGGAGGAGGAGAAAGCAAGAACUGAGGAGCGAGAAAGAAGACAUAAAGCACAGAAGGAUAAUGAUUUAAGAAAGAAAAUUGAGAAAGUUUUAGCCUACAAAGUUGAAGAAGGUGAACGUGUACACAAGUUAGAGAAACAUCAAGAGCUGGAUAAAGAGAGAGAAAGAAAACACAGAGAAAAAAAAGAACAUUCUGUUGGGACAGAAAAAGAGAGGCUUUCUAAAGAGAAAAGUCAUAAACAUUAUGGAAAGGGAGAGGAAGAAAAGCAUAAAUCGAAGAGAUCUAAAGAAAAGUCUUCCCAUGGAGACAGAGAGGGGCCAGCAGCAGAAGCUAAGGAGAGAGUAAAAAGUAGAGAAAAUGAGAGAAAGAAACAUGAUCUAAAGAACAGUGAAUACAAAAAGGAGGACAAGAUUCAAGAAGAAAUGAGACAUCAGCUUACAAGGACUGUAAAAGAUAAAGGAAAACUCAUCAAAAAAGAGGAGAUGGACACAAGACAAGAGGAAAUGAAAGAUACACACAUCUCUAAUUCAGACACAGGACUUGAGGAUUUUUCACCAAAUUAUGAAAAUGACUUUGAAGACUAUGAAGAUGAUUUUGAAGAUGAUGAAGACAAAACUGGUGAAGUAGGAGAUGCAGAAGAAAACCUGAGAGAGGUUCCAUUUUCCAGAACUUCAGAAAUUGAAGAAAUUCAAAGAGCAAUUACUGCAGAAAAUGAUAGGAUUUUUAAUCCAUUGCCAAAGAAACUGGAAAAUGAAAAAAAGGAACCAGUCAUGGAAAGGCAAGAUUCUUCUGUCAGAAGCUCUUUUUGUGGAAUAUUCAUGGAUUUCCAAAUGGCAAACCAAAGACAAAGCAGCCGAAGUAUGGCCAGUAAGCAGAAAAAACGGAGUUCAGAACUUCUUCCACUAAUUGACCUGGAUUUCUCAGUUAGUUUUUCAUUGCUGGAUUUGCCCCCUGUCAAUGAGUACGACAUGUAUAUCAGGAAUUUUGGUAAAAUGGACACCAAGCAGGCAUAUGUUCAGUGUAAUGAGGACAAUCUUGAUAGAGACAUUCAGACUGAGGAAGUUGAGACACUGGAGAAAUGGACACAGCAUCCAGGAGAAAGUGCUCUUGUAUCUGGAGGUCCCAUAAACAGCCAGGAUACAUCAGUGAAUGGAGCUCUGACGCCUAAAAUAGAUUCACAAAGAUUAGCAAAUUUUCUCCGGUCUGCUUGCCAGGUGAUUGCUGUUUUGCUAGAGGAAGAUCAAGUUGCAACACAACCCAGGAAACUAAGAUCUCGACAAACCAGUCUGUCUAUUAGUGAUAGCUGUUUCCAGUUAAAUACUAACCAGCCAUUCCUCCAUGGCCGAAAAAUACCCUGCUUGUAUGUCUCUCAAGUUCAGAGGCAGACACUACUUUCUGUCCAUGGAUUACCUGAAAAGGCAGGUGUUGGUUUGCUGAGCAGAAAGAGCCUUAUAUGUGUUUGGAACAUCUGGCAGCCCUCCAGUCCUCAGAAAGUUUUAAUAUGUGAUUCAGAGGUGGUAUGUUGCUGCCUUAGUCCCAGUAAAGCAACAUUAGUUUUUGCUGGAACAGUAGAUGGUUCAUUGUUGGUGUGGGAUCUUCGAGAAGACUCAAGAAUGCACCCUUGUAUGAUGAUCAGUGAAACUGAGUGGACAUUUAGAGUUCCCACAUUUUCCACAGAUGGCAUUCUCAACUCAGUAAACCACACCUCUCCUAUACUGGCAGUGGAACCUGUCUCAACUUCUCUCACCAGUGACCACAGUUAUGGGCUCUCAAGCCUCUCUUACCAGGAGGAAAUGUCAAGCUCUCCAUUUCAGAUAGCUUCAAUGGAUGAAAAUGGAAUCCUCAACAUGUGGGUAGUUGUUGAAUUGCGAAAAGUGGAUCUAGCGGGUUCACAAACUGACUUAGGUUUAGUUCCUGGAGGGAGAGUGAAGUUAGUACAUAGCUCUACUAUGGAAUUGAAUAACAGCCUUUUCCCAAAGGAUAUUAGCCAGAGAAUGCCACAGACACUGACUAUUAAAUUUCUGUCUUCUAAUACCAAUCACUUCAUUGUUGGAACAAACAUUGGUCUGGUAGGCCAUGGUACAAGACAUGAUUUAAAAGUUGUUCCAAAGCUAUUCAGACCCCAGGAGAGCAGACUAAGAUCAAUAAGCAUCACUGCAAUUGAUUUCUUCCCUUUUGGAAAGCCACUGUUUUUGGUUGGUUGUUCAGAUGGAAGUAUUAGAUUACAUCAGAUGACAUCAGAGUAUCCCCUCAUGCAGUGGAAUGGGAGCACAAAGGGCCAGCCAAUUCUUGCCCUGCAGUGGGCUUUGACAAGACCUGCUGUGUUCUUUGCCCUGGAUGCAUCAUCCAAUAUUUACAUUUGGGAUCUUCUGGAAAAUGAUUUGUUGCCUGUGGCAAAGCAGACUAUCCCAUCAGAGAAGGUUGUAACUAUGACUCUGCUGGGAGAGCCAGAAAAAGCAAAUGGAUUGUUAGGCAUCGUGCUGGCCAAGGAAUCUGGACAGAUAGACAUUCAGUAUGUAAAGAAGAAGUGGGCAUUACCUCAGCCUGAGGAAUCUGACAAACUGUAUUCUAUUUUAUUGCAGUCUUUUUAGAAACAGGGUUGUACAAUUUAUUGUGCAAAAUGUGUAGUUUAUUUUUUAUUUCAAUUAAAAAAUUUGUAAUGCAAUUUGUAUAUUAUUUGUAUAUAUUUUAAAGACUAUCAAUACAUUAUUUCAACAAACAAUAUAUUUUAUGAUAAAAAUGACAGAAUCAAAUUUACCAUUAUUGUACUCAAAAAUAUGUUUGCUGUGUUUCAUUAUUGAAAGUAUUUUACAUGUACAUAUACUUUUAAAAAAUACCAAAAAUGCAUUCCUAUAAAUUGCACUGCUGUUUUUCAUUAUUUCACUCUGAAAUAAAUCAGCAAUUCUUUGGCAAACAUAAA
This is a messenger RNA of Parus major (Great Tit), 3453 nucleotides long. RefSeq names its product WD repeat domain 60 (gene DYNC2I1). Gene Ontology annotation, molecular function: dynein light chain binding; dynein heavy chain binding. Lineage: Eukaryota; Metazoa; Chordata; Aves; Passeriformes; Paridae. Gene Ontology annotation, biological process: intraciliary transport. The record is from RefSeq and is a predicted model, not a curated record. Gene Ontology annotation, cellular component: cytoplasmic dynein complex. The transcript has 24 exons. The coding region runs from base 50 to 3124 and encodes 1024 amino acids.